Sorex araneus (European shrew) is the source of this 945-nucleotide messenger RNA. It is a transcript of the gene CDX2, whose product is annotated as caudal type homeobox 2. Gene Ontology annotation, molecular function: DNA-binding transcription factor activity, RNA polymerase II-specific; RNA polymerase II transcription regulatory region sequence-specific DNA binding. Bases 1 to 945 code for a protein of 314 amino acids. Gene Ontology annotation, biological process: cell differentiation; animal organ morphogenesis; regulation of transcription by RNA polymerase II. The transcript has 3 exons. The record is from RefSeq and is a predicted model, not a curated record. Gene Ontology annotation, cellular component: nucleus. Lineage: Eukaryota; Metazoa; Chordata; Mammalia; Eulipotyphla; Soricidae.
AUGUACGUGAGCUACCUCCUGGACAAGGACGUGAGCAUGUACCCCAGCUCGGUGCGCCACUCGGGCGGCCUCAACCUGGCGCCGCAGAACUUCGUGAGCCCCCCGCAGUACCCGGACUACGGCGGCUACCAUGUGGCGGCGGCGGCCGCGGCGGCCGCGAACUUGGACAGCGCGCAGUCACCCGGGCCGUCGUGGCCCGCUGCCUACGGCACCCCGCUCCGCGAGGACUGGAACGGCUACGCGCCGGGGGGCGCCGCGGCCGCCGCCAACGCCGUGGCGCACGGGCUCAACGGAGGCUCCCCGGCCACCGCCAUGGGCUACAGCAGCCCCGCCGACUACCACCCGCACCACCACGCGCACCACCAUCCGCACCACCACCCGCACCACCCGGCCGCCGCGCCUUCCUGUGCCUCGGGGCUGCUGCAGACGCUCAACCCCGUUCCUCCCGGGCCCCCCGCCCCCGCCGCCGCCGAACAGCUGUCCCCGAGCGGCCAGCGGCGGAACCUGUGCGAGUGGAUGAGGAAGCCCGCGCAGCCGUCGCUCGGAAGCCAAGUGAAAACCCGGACAAAAGACAAAUACCGAGUGGUGUACACGGACCACCAGCGGCUGGAGCUGGAGAAGGAGUUUCACUACAGCCGCUACAUCACCAUCCGCAGGAAAGCCGAGCUGGCUGCCACACUGGGACUCUCCGAGAGACAGGUGAAAAUCUGGUUCCAGAAUCGUCGUGCCAAGGAAAGGAAAAUCAACAAGAAGAAGUUGCAGCAGCAGCAACAGCAGCAGCAGCCACCACCCCCCUCUGCACCACCCCAGCCCCCACCAGGCCCCUUGAGAAGCGUCCCGGAGCCUCUGAGUCCUGUGUCUUCCCUCCAAGGCUCUGUACCUGGUCCUGUCCCCGGGGUCCUGGGUCCAGCCGCAGGGGUAUUGAACCCCACAGUCACCCAGUGA